UCUCCCCUCUGCUUUUAGAGAGAGAAAGUGGGGAGAAGCGAAAUGCGUUUAAUUUUCUGCGGCGUUUUCUUGAUUUGAUCUCCGGCGUCGUCUGUUAUCGUUUCUCGCCGGAGCUUUGGGAUUAUCUAGGUAUGCGGAAUUUAUGUUUAGUAGCCUUUUAACUUGAAUUCCAUGAAAAUCUGUUUGGCUUCGGAGAAAAUUGUAUGCCUAUGAAACGGGGAAGGAAAAGGGUUUCCGACCAUUAGAAUGAGAAGAUACAAGGAAUCGAGAUUUUUGUUGUUUUUAUGAUCCUGGUUGGGCAGCUAUGCAGGUUGGCUAGUCUUAUCCAUGCUCUUAGUUCUGAGUUCUCACCAUGUAGUGCAAAGCCAUUAUGUGAAGGCAUGAUGAUAAUUAAUUGCACUCUGCUAGGCCUACUAUGGUCCGAGAGUUGCUACCCCUCCUUACUACAAUUCAGCUGUGGCUGUAGCAUCCGGGCAUCCUCCUCCUCUGCCGCCUUACAUGUGGGGUCCGCGGGUAAUAGCCGAUGCCUCUCACUUGUCAAAACACUAAUAAAGGGUUAAACAAACAAUCGAUAUUUCACGAGGUGUGUGAAUCACGAUCAAGGGUGAAUGACUAUUUGUAGUAGCGAUCCGGGAGAAUCGUACGGUUUUAUGAAACCUUGUGCUAUGGCUCGAAUUUCGGAAAUGUAUAUAGUAAGACAAGAUCCAUCAUUUCCGAUCUUUACCUUCCAGCCUAUGGUUUCACCAUAUGGAGCACCCUAUGCGGCACUUUACUCGCAUGGAGGAGUUUAUGCACAUCCUGCAGUUCCUACGGGUGCACAGCCUCGAGGUCAAAAGGGUCCAUCAUCAACAGAUUCUGGGACACCUCUGAGCAUCGAAACUCCUGCCAAAUGUACAGGAAACACAGACAAUGGUUAUGGUCUGAUGAAGAAGCUGAAAGAGUUUGAUGGGCUUGUCAUGUCUACUGUAAAUGGUUAUUCUGAGGAUAAGGCUGACCACAAGCGGUCGCUCAGUCCGGAUACUGAAGGUUCGGUUGAUGAGAGUGAUGGGAAUACAAGUGGGGCAGAUCAACCGAAAAUUAAGAAAAGCCGAGAGGGAACACCCGCAAAAGAUGGGAAACCUUAGUCUCGAUCUAGCCCACUUUCUUCUGUGUCUAUGGAUGUAAAACCUAUUCAUGGAGUUGUCCUAUCUACUGGUGUAGCUGCCAAAUCCGAUCACUGUUCUUCCCAAUCUCUAGCCAUGGUUCCUUCUGAAGCCUGACUUCAGGGAACUGAAACGGGAGAGAAGGAAACAGUCCAAUAGGGAAUCUGCUAGAAGGUCAAGAUUAAGGAAACAGGCUGAAAUCGAAGAACUCGCUUUAACAGCUGGAAAUAUGGCUCUCACAUCAGAAAUCAACCAACUAACUGAGAAAUCAGAGAAACUUAGAGUAGAAAAUGCAGCCUUGGUGGAGAAAGAGAAAGGUUCAAACAAGAACAAAGAGAACAGAAUCUCGGGUAUUAGCACUAGAGAAUCUGCUCGCUAGAGUGGAUCACUCAGGACGGGGCGGAAAAGAUUCUACCUCCAACGGUAAGAUGCAUCAGCUCCCAAUAGAACCUGUAACCUUUGCACCCAAGAGGAGGAGACACAUGAACACUUAUUCUUCAAAUGCCCAUUCAGCUGGGAGAUUUGGUCAAUAAUGGCGUCCUUCUGCUGGCCAUCGCUGCCGACUGGCCUAGGAGAAUGCAAGCAGUGGAUUGAGUAGCCAACACAUGAGACUAGCCGAGGACAACCGACUUUGAUACGCUUUUGUUUACAACUGGCGGCAUAUGAGAUUUGGCGAGAGAGAAACAAUAGGAUUUUCAGAUCAAAAUCCAGAACUACUGCGGGUAUAAGAGGAAAAAUCGACCGGACAGUGCGCGACACCCUACUUUCUAUGAAGGUAUCCCAUCGGCAAUGCAUUGACUGCCGACUGCUUGAACACUGAUACUAUUUGACGCGAAAUCGUUGAUUCUUACGGUUUUCUUUUUAGUUUUGAAAUGCCCACCACUUGUGUAUGGGAAUUUGCUGACCGUUUGUCGGGAUCUUCUGAAAAAGCCUAAACGAGGCUAUGUAAAUCA
Tarenaya hassleriana is the source of this 2095-nucleotide messenger RNA. RefSeq names its product G-box-binding factor 3-like. Bases 609 to 1124 code for a protein of 171 amino acids. Gene Ontology annotation, biological process: regulation of DNA-templated transcription. Gene Ontology annotation, cellular component: nucleus. The record is from RefSeq and is a predicted model, not a curated record. Gene Ontology annotation, molecular function: sequence-specific DNA binding; DNA-binding transcription factor activity. Lineage: Eukaryota; Viridiplantae; Streptophyta; Magnoliopsida; Brassicales; Cleomaceae. The transcript is spliced from 9 exons.